This is a messenger RNA of Anopheles darlingi, 2491 nucleotides long. RefSeq names its product dolichyl-diphosphooligosaccharide--protein glycosyltransferase subunit 2 (gene OstDelta). The record is from RefSeq and is a predicted model, not a curated record. Gene Ontology annotation, biological process: protein N-linked glycosylation. The coding region runs from base 157 to 2070 and encodes 637 amino acids. The transcript is spliced from 3 exons. Gene Ontology annotation, cellular component: oligosaccharyltransferase complex; membrane. NCBI's taxonomy places the organism in Eukaryota, Metazoa, Arthropoda, Insecta, Diptera, Culicidae.
ACGAGACUCUUUUGCUCUGACGUGUCGCAGGACUCGCAAACCAAAGAAAUUCUUACGGCCUCGCAAUCAUCAAUCGGAAUCGAAAUUUUCAUUAAUCUCUACUCCCGUUAAAUAGCGGUCAGUGUUGCUGACUAAAUCCUCGCGCAAAAGAACAUCAUGAAUCUGUUAGAGCUGGGAAUCAUGUUCCUGCUGGCCGCGACGAGCUUCGCAGCAACAGCAACUCAGCGCACGGUAUCAGUUCAUCUGACCGCACAGGACCAAGAUCGAUUCGAUAAGGUUUUCAGCGAAGGCCUGAAGUCGAGCGAUCUUCAGUCGUUGUACUACACGUCAGCCAACGUACCGCUUCCGGCGGGAGAUGCUAGCACUUGUAAGCGUUUACUGGCGGUUCACGGAGAGUCAAAACUGAACGAUUUCGAGAAAAACUUUUACUUGAUUGGGGCGCUUAAAAACUUUGGCUGCAAGGAAGAUGUGCCAGCAAAGGUUCAGUCAUCCGUGAAAGCUGCCCUGUCGAAGGAAGGAUCAACGGCCCAAGAGCUGUUCUUUAACUACCACUCCGCUAAGCUUGCUGGUGUGUCGAUUGACGAGAAAGUGCGCACAACAUUGGCCAAACAGCUACAGAACGCGCUGAAGAAGGAUGAUUCGCUGAACACUCUUGGACAUGCGUUUGCUGUAGCUGCGGAACUCGGCACUGCCGGAGCCUUCGCUUACGACCGGAUCGAGGAAGCAUUCGUGCAGGCGGACGAAGUUGAUGGAAAGAUGCUUCAAUUCGAAGGAGGACUGAGCAUCACGGCACUGAUCGUGAAUGGAGGUUUUAAACUCGCUUCACGCCUCAACAAGCCGUCACCCAUUACGGAAGAACAGGCGGUUAAGUUUGCCACAUACUUCCUGUCCCGAGUAUCCGUCCAAACCCCCAAAGGAGUGAGUGUCUUGUUAGAAGUGUUGAAGCUCUUAGCAUCACAGACAUCAAUCGCACCCAUCUGCAUUCGGUUGGCUGGCAAUGGUCAGCUGCUCCCAGAAAAUCCUGUCCUCUCGGCGAAGGUAUGCGAUUUGCUGGGUAAACCUUUGUCUCCAAAACUGGCAGCCCUAUCGACGAACGUCGUGUCACUGCAGACAAAAGACACAGUAAUAAGUAAAAUUAAUCUGGUUCCGAGCAAGGACGACGCAACACUGUACACGUAUAAUCUGAAAUCAGCUGCUCUUCCUCGAGGCAAAUACCGGGUGGACAUUGAAGCUGCUCCUGUAUAUCGCCAACAGUUAAAGAUCAAUGUGCUUGGAAAGGUGCGGGUCAACUCGUUGGAGAUUGGUGUAGGUGAUACGGACAGCACCUCAGCAAGCAUGAAGCGUCACACGGUUUCCCAUCCGGCAAAGCUAGUCACCUUACUGAAUGCCGAUUCUCAGCAAAAAGUAAUUAUGAAGGCUGUAUUGGUUGAUGACACAACUAGUAAACCGAUAGCUGUCCACCAAACAUUCGUUCUGCUGCGCAACAAGGAAUCUCUGCAGGAAAUCAUAUUCGUUGCCGAGAUCGAUUCCACAAAAGCGUACAAAUUUGAAAUGGAUGUUGGUGCUCGGGCGUCCGAUUUCGGGCACAAAAGUGGAACGUACGAGAUCAUAUUGAUCGUUGGGGAUGCAUUGUUGGCAAAUUCAUUCCAGUGGCUUGUAGGCGAUGUUGAACUCAAGUUCACCUCCACGGAGGCAGCUACAAAGGAUAGCUAUUCGGCAACAGCCAAUUCCCGUCAACCACUCCCUGAAAUCGUUCACCAAUUUAGAGCACCCGAGAAGCGUCCCGCUCGGUUUGUUUCGGAUUUAUUCACCGGCCUGUGCAUUGCCCCGCUCUUUAUUUUGUUUGUUUUGUGGGGCAAACUGGGGGUUAACGUGAAACAUUUUCCAUUUUCGCUUAGUGCACUUGGUUUUCACAUUGGACUGGGUGCUAUAUUGACGCUGUUCGGAGUGUUCUGGCUACGGCUGAACAUGUUUGAUACGAUUCGCUAUCUGAUUCCUUUGGCAUUAUUCACAUUCAUCUGUGGAAAUCGUAUGCUGCGGAAAAUUGCACGCGGAAGCAACGAGAAAUAGGAUGUGUUCGUUCGCACAGUGUCUAACCUUUUGUCCAAAUCUACAAAUGCGUCUCCUGGUUACACUAGAUAACUGUACUUGUACAGUUAUCUAGUUACUAGGACUUGUACACUAACAUCGACAGAUAGAUGGGAUGAUUUUAGAGAGAUGAGAAAAAUCUUGGAGCGGAUCUCUUACCAUCAUGAUUGAAACAUACAAACAAGGCUAGAGUUCAGACAAGAACAGAGAGAUAGGAGAUGAAGGCAGUGCUGAACAGAAUAAAACCAUUCCUUUCAUUAAGGAUACACCUUACUUAUUUACAUAUGGCGUUCAAUUACCACAAGGGACAUUCGAAUUUUAAGCCACAUUCUCAACCAUUAUUCGAAACAAGAAAUCCCAUUUUUUUCAAUUUGAUUCUAUAAUAAAUAUGAAUACAUCAUCA